AUGGAUUCAUCAUAUUCCAUUGUACAUUUUUUUGAUGAUGAUACAGUCGAGGCCAUCCCAUCAUUUUGGAUGAAAGACAAGAUGUGUGCCUGGCCCAAAAAUAAACUUUUUAUAAAAAAGUUUAUUGUAAAAAAAAUGGCACUAAAUGAUAAAGAAUUCAAAGUCCUAAAAGCCUGGGUACUUUCUAAAGGCAUAAGAACUCUUGAACAUGCACGGAAAUUGGCCGAUGUAGGCCUCUACCGAUCCGAUUUUUCAGCUGAUGAGUCAUUUAUUAAUUAA
Messenger RNA from Macrosiphum euphorbiae (potato aphid), 279 nucleotides. The record is from the annotation of a GenBank genome assembly. NCBI's taxonomy places the organism in Eukaryota, Metazoa, Arthropoda, Insecta, Hemiptera, Aphididae.